Messenger RNA from Apis laboriosa (Himalayan honeybee), 3653 nucleotides. It is a transcript of the gene mew, whose product is annotated as integrin alpha-PS1. Gene Ontology annotation, molecular function: integrin binding. Gene Ontology annotation, cellular component: integrin complex; external side of plasma membrane. The transcript is spliced from 18 exons. The record is from RefSeq and is a predicted model, not a curated record. Bases 219 to 3524 code for a protein of 1101 amino acids. NCBI's taxonomy places the organism in Eukaryota, Metazoa, Arthropoda, Insecta, Hymenoptera, Apidae. Gene Ontology annotation, biological process: cell-matrix adhesion; integrin-mediated signaling pathway; cell-cell adhesion.
AUAUAUUUUAGUCGCCAUAGAAAAACAAAGUAUAUAGAUUAUGUGGGUGGAUUCCAUGUGUGUUUAUAGAGUGUAGAUUAUUAUUCUAAUUAUAAAAUUAAGAAAAGUAUAUAAAAAUAAUUUUUAACAAUAGAAAUUUAUACGAAUUUUAAAAAGUCAUUUGUAACUUUUUAUAUUUAUCAAAUUAUAUAUACAAAAGCGCUUAAAGUUAAUUAAACAUGAGAUGUUAUCAACUGAUUUUAAUCGUUUUAGACGUAUGUUUAAUAUAUAGCUUUAAUUUAGAACCAAGAAUACCUGUUAUUAAAAAAGGAUUAAAUGGUUCUUAUUUCGGUUAUUCUGUAGCCGAACAUCAAGAAAUUUCUCACGAUGGUAUAGAAAAACCGAAAAGCUGGAUGUUAAUUGGAGCUCCUUUAGAUGAAAACAGACAACCUAAAACUAAUAAAUCUGGUGCAUUAUGGCAAUGUCCUAUGACAACAUAUAAAACAGAUUGCAUUCAAGUGAUUACAGAUGGACGAUUAACAGAAGGGAGUCUAUAUGACACAAAUGUUGAAUCUGAUGACUUAAUACCACCAGGUAAUGACGAAAUUAAAAAUAACCAGUGGUUGGGAGUAACAGUACGUAGUCAAGGCAUUGGUGGCAAAGUAAUGGUUUGUGCUCAUAGACAUAUUGUAAGAACAGCAGAUUCUCAAUGGGGUCAAGGACAAUGUUAUAUAUUGACACAAGAUCUAAAAUAUCAAGAUUUAAAAAAACCUUGUUCUGGAAAACCUACAAACAAAGCACAUGAACAGUUUGGAUAUUGUCAAGCAGGAACUAGUGGUGUACUUACUUCAGAGGAUCGUGUUGUUAUUGGUACUCCUGGUCCACAUACUUGGAGAGGAACUUUAUAUCUUUUUACAAUUUCAGAUGAUUUUUUAAAUAGAGAUAAUACAGUUUAUAAUGCUCCAAUGCAAGAUUCUUCUCCUGUUAGUAAAUAUAGUUAUUUAGGAAUGUCUGUUACUGUGGGUAAUUUCUUUGGUACUGGAUUAGCUUAUGCUGCUGGAGCCCCACGUUCAAACGGUACAGGUCAAGUUAUUUUACUUACACGACGCGAUAAUAAGCCAGAUAUGGAUGUUGCUUUUAUAUUGGAUGGUGAACAAUUUGCUUCAAGUUUUGGAUACGAAAUUACUUCUGCAGAUGUUAAUGGAGACAAAAUUAGCGAUCUUAUUAUAGCUGCCCCAUUUUAUUUUAAUAAAGCAGAGGGAGGUGCAGUAUAUGUCUAUACUACAUUACAAAAAGCUUACAAAGAAUAUGAAAAGAGUAAAUCUAUUAAACUUGUUGGACGUGAAGAAUCAAGAUUUGGAUUUGCUUUAACAAAUUUGGGGGAUUUAAAUAAGGAUGGAUAUGAAGAUAUUGCUAUUGGAGCACCAUAUGAAAAAAAAGGAACAGUUUAUAUAUAUCUUGGUUCAAAAAAUGGAAUAAUCACAGUACCAUCACAGAUUAUUCAUGCAGAAGAUAUGCCAGAACCAUUACAAACAUUUGGUUAUUCAUUAAGUGGUGGGAUUGAUAUGGAUCAAAAUGGAUAUUCUGAUUUAUUAGUAGGAGCCUAUGAAAAUGAUGCUGUAGCACUUCUUCGUUCGAAAAAAAUAAUUGAUAUUACUACUUAUAUUCGUUAUUUAAAAAAAGAUGGUACAUUUCAAGAAAAAAUAGAACCCAUAGAUCCUAAUAAAUUUGGAUGUUUAGCAGAUCCUUAUUCAAACCAUACAUGUUUUUCAUUUGAAGCUUGUUGCAAAACAGAAUCUUUAGUAAAAGAAGAAGAUAUGCAAAAUUUAAAAUUAAAUUAUUAUAUUGAAGCAGAAACUUAUACUGGAAUUAAAAAAUUUUCUAGAAUUUGGUUUGGAGCUGGAUAUUCUCGACUACAUUAUGUAAAUCGUACUGUCAAUUUAGAUAGAAAGUUUGAACAUUGUCAAAAAGAAAUUAUUUACUUAAAGGAAAAUACACGUGAUAUUCAAUCACCUAUUAAAUUUCGCUUAAAUUAUUCAUUAAUUCAAGAAGAACCAGUUAUGCCAUCUGAAGGAGAACCUUUACCUGAUAUAAAAAAUUAUCCUAUAUUAAAUCAACAGGAAGCUGCUCGUGUAUUUGAAGCAACCUUUCAAAAAGAUUGUGGUAAUAAUGAUAUUUGCGAAAGUGAUUUACAAGUAAAAGCUCGAUUAAAUUUAUCAGCUUCUUCUGUAAAACCAAAUUUCUAUGAACUUCUUUUGGGAGAAAAAGAAGAAGUUGUAGUGGAUGUAAACAUAUCCAACAUCGGGGAAUCUGCAUAUGAAGCUCAAUUAUUCAUUCUUCAUUCACAAAGUUUAAAUUAUAUUGCUAGUAAAAGUAAUGAUUCUGUAAUUUGUAAUUUAUAUAAUACAAGUACAGUAAGUUGCUCUAUCGGAAAUCCUUUUAAAAAAGACAAACUAGUAAAUAUACAAGUAAGAUUUGAUCCUAAAGAAUUAGAAGAUAGUAAAUCACAAUUAGAAUUUGUAAUAUUUGCGAAUUCCACUUCAAAAGAAAUAAAAGAAAAAGAACCUAUAAGAUUACAAGCAACAAUAUUGAAACAAGCAGAAUUAUCAAUUAAAGGAAGCGCAAAAAUUCAGUGGGCUGUAUAUGGUGGACCAAUUAUAGGUGAAUCUGCUAUUAAACAUUUAAAUGAAGUAGGACCUAAAGUAUCACAUGUGUAUGAAGUAUUUAAUGAAGGUCCAUGGAGAGUAAGUAGUUUAGAAGUUCGCAUUUCAUGGCCUUAUGAAGUUGCAAAUGAUAAAGCACAUGGUAAAUGGCUUUUAUAUUUAGAAGAAAUACCAAUUGUUCAAGCUUCAGGUGAUGGUGAAUGUAUAUUACCACCAGGACAGAUAGUUAAUCCUUUAAAAUUACAAGACAGUAUUAGUUAUGAUGAUAUAGAUGUAUUUCAAUCUGCAAUAUCUACUUCACUUACAUUACCACAUAAUCAUACAAUUCGUAUGAGAAAUAAGCGAGAUACAGAAAAAGUUGUUAAUACACGAACUAUUAUUGAUAAGGAUGGUCAUAGACAUCAAGUAGUUUCCAUGAAUUGUAAAGCAGGAACGGCAAAAUGUUUUGAUAUUACAUGCUUUAUAUACAAUUUGCAAAGAAAACAAGAAGCAAUUAUAACUGUUAAAGCAAGACUAUGGAAUUCUACUCUUGUAGAAGAUUAUCCAAAAGUAGAUAAAGUAAAAAUUGGUUCUAAUGCAAGAAUAAUUAUUCCUCCAAAUGUCAUAAUACAACAAGAAAAUUUAAAAGAUGAUUAUGCAAUUGCUGAGACAAUUGUAUAUCCAGAUAUUCUUGAUCAUCAAGAUGUCGAACCAGUACCAAUAUGGAUAAUUAUAGUAGCUGUUGUAGCAGGUUUAUUAUUAUUUAUUUUACUUACUUUAGUUCUUCGAAAACUUGGAUUCUUUAAAAGACGUCGACCUGAUCCAACUUUAUCAGGAAAUCUUGAAAAACAUAAAGAUGAUAAUCCAGAAAGUGAAGCAUUAUUUAAACGCCAAAUAUUAUAACAAAAAUAUUACAUUUUUUUAUGAGUUAUUAUUUACUUACGUUUAAAGUACUUAUAACAACGAAAAUCUAUAAAAAAUUUAUUCUUCAAAAAUGAAGAAAAUAGAUAGAAUAAAGUUUGAAUAUUUGAU